Molecule: messenger RNA, 693 nt
Organism: Rana temporaria (common frog)
Lineage: Eukaryota; Metazoa; Chordata; Amphibia; Anura; Ranidae
Product: oocyte zinc finger protein XlCOF19-like
Exons: 2
Biological process (GO): regulation of transcription by RNA polymerase II
Cellular component (GO): nucleus
Molecular function (GO): DNA-binding transcription factor activity, RNA polymerase II-specific; sequence-specific DNA binding
Source: RefSeq, a predicted model, not a curated record
AUGAAGUUGAUUCAGACUGUGCGGGACGGUGCCGGACCAUCGUAUUCCUCUUAUCCUGAGGAACCUCAGACUGUGCGGGACGGUGCCAUUCUUCCAACAGAUAAGCCAUUUUCCUGUGCUGAGUGCGGGAAGUGUUUUAAUUUUCAAGGCAAUCUUAAGAAGCAUAAAAGAUUUCACACAGGUGAGAAGCCGUAUUCCUGUCCUGAGUGCGGGAAAUGUUUUUCUCAGAAGUCCCAUCUUUCAGCACAUCAGAGAGUGCACACGGGGGAGAAGCCUUAUUCCUGUGCUGAGUGUGGAAAAUGUUUUAGGCAGCUUUCAAAUCUUACAACACAUCAGAGAUCUCACACGGGGGAGAAGCCAUUUUUCUGUGCUGAGUGUGGAAAAAGUUUUGCAAUGAAAUCAGUUCUUAUCACACAUCAGAGAUCUCACACCGGGGAGAAGCCGUAUUCCUGUCCUAAAUGCGGGAAAGGCUUUUCACAGAAGCCACAUCUUGCCGCACACCAAAGGACUCAUGAGGCUUUCUGUUCUGAGUGUAGGAAAUGUUUUCUAAAAGAAUCGGCUCUUGUCAAACAUCUGAAGUCUCACAUGAGAAUCGAGAAGCGAUUUCCCUGUCCUGAAUGCGGGAAAUGUUUUUCACAGAAGUCCAAUCUUCGCAGACAUCAGAAAUUGCACACGGGUGAGAAGCCGUAUUCC